UGUCAACAUCAUUGAGAUGAACACAAGCAGCCGCGGCUAGCUGCUGGACAACUUCAAAACGGUGCUUUUAUUUUCAGUUUGACUGAGCACAUAAAGGAGUGCCUUGUGAAUGUAGCUGCAGCAGCAUCAGAGAUGGAGACAUAAACCCCACUGAUGGAGAGGAAGAGCUCCGAGGAUGACAGUGGUGGAGAGCGAGGCCUGCUCCAUACCUGGAAGGGCUACUCCUGCAGUGUCACCCCAGAAAGGCUGCUCCUCCCUGGGCCGGUCCUUCAGGUCGCCCUGGGCACACGGCAUGGUGUUCUGCUGGUUGAAGGAGGGCAGGUGUACAGUUUUGGGGAUUUAACAUGGAAGCAGAGUCAGGUGUCGGAGCCGGCGAAACCUACCCUGGAGAGCGCGCUCAGUGGGCAGCGGGUGGUCAGCGUUGCAGCCGGAAGCUUCCACAGCGGGGCGGUGACGGAGGACGGCGGCGUCCACAUGUGGGGGGACAACAGCUCGGGACAGUGCGGCCUGUCGGGCCUCAGCAGCGUCCCCAACCCGACUCCUGUCGCUCUGCUGGACUCAGACAGCGCCCCCCCGCAGACGGUCCCGGUGCUGGAGCUGGCCUGCGGGGAGCGGCACACCCUGGCUCUGUCGGCGCAGCGGGAAGUGUGGGCGUGGGGCAGCGGGUCUCAGCUGGGCCUCAACGUCUCCGUCUUCCCCGUUUGGAAACCCCAAAAGGUGGAGCACCUGGCGGGCAGGUGUGUGUUACAGGUGGCCUGCGGGGCCUCACACAGCCUGGCUCUGGUGCGCUGCCUGGGCCCCCAUGACCUCCACCGGCCCCCUGUAGACAAAUGCAGACAGUGUAACCAGCUGCUGUACACCAUGACGGACAAAGAGGACCACGUCAUCAUCUCUGACGGGCACUACUGCCCCAUCGGGGUGGAGCUGACAGAGGAUGAGGGCCGGCGGGAGGCCCCUGCUCUUACACAAGGGCCCAAAACAACCCCGUCAGAUCCCCUCCUCCCCCCACACACCUCAAUUUCUGCUGACCCCUUCUCUGACCCCGCUCAGGACUCUGAGAAACAGGAGUUAGCACUCGUAAAUGGAGGGCCCCCAGCCUCAGGCUCUGACCCCUCGGCUGAAUCUAAAGAAGGAGGGGUUUCGGGGGUCAAGAGUUCACCGUAUCCAGAUGAGCAGGCCGUCAAAGAAUACCUGAAGAAGCUGUCGGAGGCUGAGCAGGCCACCAAGCCCUCAGCAGGAGCUCUGACCUCCUCCAGCUCCACCCUCAACAACCUGGUGGCCUCCUGCGCCUCUGCAGUGGGGGAGCGUGUCGCUUCGACCUACGAGGCCCUGUCGCUGAAGAAGAUGAUGAACUACCUCCCGUCAGGAGUGGCGAGGUCUGGCGUACCUGCGGGGUUAACAGGGGUCGUUGACACCACGGCGGAGCGCGUCCGUCUGGAAGACUCCACGCAGGCCAAGAAGAGCUCCAGCACCGGGGACAUCCGCGAGGAGGAGGCGGAGGGUCUGCGGCGCCGCCUCUCUCUGCCGGGACUCCUCUCUCAGGGUAGAUACGCUGUUCACGUCUUAUCCAACUCCUAUACCCUGCUGCUGUCCCCGCGGCUGCUGAGGAAAGCCGGACGCCCCAGGAUGCGUGCAGUGGACCUCACCCCUCUGGGUGCGGUGUUCCCUGAGGCGCAGGAGGUGUUCCCCACCCUACAGACAGAGGUGUGGAGCUGGGGCCAGGGCGAGGACGGACAGCUGGGUCAUGGAGACAAUGUGGCCAGGUUACAGCCGCGGUGCAUCAAGAGUCUGAACAAUAAGGAGGUGGUGCGGGUGGAGGCUGGUGCUCAUCAUUCCCUCGCUCUCACUGCUCCGUCUCAGGUUUUUUCCUGGGGGAGUAACACUUCCGGGCAGCUGGGACACACAGAGUCACCCAGCACGAUCCCCCGGCUUGCAAAGCUGUCAGAAGGGAUCCGGGUCUGGGACGUGAGCGCCGGAGAGAAACACACCCUGCUGCUCGCAGACGGAGACUGCUACCGGCCAAUCAUCUACUACAGUGGGCAGCAGGUGAAGGAGGGGGCGGAGGAGAGCCACGCCAAGGAGAAGGGUCAACAGGAAGAGGGGGAGGAGGAGGAGGAGCGGGUGGGGGGCUACACCCGGCAGCCUGUACUGCUCCCUUUCUGCAUUGACCUCGGCUAUGUGAGCAAUGUGUUCGCAGGCGGUCAGCGCUGCGUGGCGCUGCUGGACAGGAACGUGAUGGGCUUCAUUGCCAGCCUCCACGAGCUCGCCUCCGCAGAGAGGAAGUGCUACUGCAAGCUGAGCAACAUCAAGACGCAGAUAAUACGCCCCCUGCUGGAGCUAGAGUCUCUGAGUGCGGCCCUGGGUCCAGUGGCCCUCGGGCUCCUGCAGACUGUGACGGGGAAGUUCAGCCUCUUGUGUCACCUGACGGGGCAGCACGCCGCCAGCCUCACAGGACACCUGCGGCGCGUCCGUGACGUGAAGAGCCUGCUCGUCCUCGAACACGCCGACCUCUUCCUCGACUCUUACAGCGAGUACUGCAGCGCUGUGGGCAACUUGCAAGUGAUGGGGGGUUUCCAGGCCCUGACCAAACCCUCAAUAGACUUCUUUGGGAAGAGUCCCGAGCUGCUGAAGAGGCUGUCUGAGUGCAGCGAGGAGAAUCCCACUAUGGCCGACCUGCUGGGGGCGCUCUUCUACCUCCCGACGCGCCACCUGCACGAGUACGGCCGACUGCUGCUAAAACUGGCCACGUGCUUCGAAGUGAGCUCCGAUGACUACCAGAGGCUGCAGGACAGCUGCUCUAAGUUCGAAGCUUUGGCUCUCAGACUGAAGAGGAAGAGGAAGGACGCCGAAUACACCUUCCACUUCUGGAAGAGCUUCCCCGGCAAAAUGACGGACUCUCUGAGGAAGCCCCACCGCCGGCUCAUCUGUGAGAGCAGCAACAAAGCACUGACGCUGCAGAACGCCGGCAGGUUCUCCGUCAACUGGUUCAUCGUCUUCAACGACGCUCUGGUCCACGCGCAGGGCGUGGCGCCUUGUAAAAAUCUUUUCUCCACCCAUCAUGUCUUCCCCUUGGCCACACUUUGGGUGGAGCCGAUCCCAGAGGAGAACAGCGGCCUGUAUGGAUUAAAGGUGAUCACACCGGAGGAGACGUUUGCCCUGCUCGCGUCCUCUCCCACGGAGAAGGCCAAGUGGCUGCGCUCUAUCAACCAGGCGGUGGAGCAGGCGCUGAGCGGGGCGGGGCAGGACACGGCAUCCAUCGGCUCUGGGUCGAGUCAGAAGAUGGAGCCUCCUGCUUCCAGGGCCGCCUCUUACACGUUCUAUAAGGACGGGCGGCUGAAAGAGGCGACGUAUAAAGGGUGCUGGCUCUCAGGGAAGCCCAACGGCAGGGGCGUGUUGAAAUGGCCUGAUGGGAGGAUUUACACAGGGACGUUCACGAACGGACUGGAAGAUGGCUUUGGGGAAUUUGUGUCUAACAACAAGACGCUCAACAAGAACGAUCAAUAUCAAGGUCACUGGAAGGACGGAAAGAUGCACGGCCUCGGGACAUACAGGUAUGCCAGCGGCGAGGUUUACGAAGGCUGCUUCCAGGACAGCAUGCGACAAGGACACGGCAUGCUGCGCAGCGGGAAGCUCAACACCUCCUCCCCCAGCGUCUUCAUCGGACAGUGGCUGCAGGACAAGAAGACUGGCUAUGGAGUCUUUGAUGAUAUCACAAAAGGCGAGAAGUACAUGGGCAUGUGGCAGGAUCACCAGCGGCAGGGCAUCGGGGUCGUGGUCACUCAGUUCGGCCUUUAUUACGAAGGAGCCUUCAAAGAAAACAAGAUGAUGGGCACCGGGAUUCUGCUGUCCGAGGACGACACCACAUACGAGGGUGAAUUCUCUGAUGACUGGACCCUCAACGGAAAGGGUGUGCUCACCAUGCCAAACGGUGAUUACCUGGAGGGCUCCUUUAACGGAGAGUGGGGCUCCGGCCUCAAAGUGACGGGCUCCUACUUCAAACCUCACCUGUUCGACAUCGACAAGGACAAGACCCACGCUGUGAAGCUUGGGCGUCUGUGUGUGUGCGCUGAGGACAAGUGGCAGGCGGUGUUUGAGGAGUGCUGGAGGCAGCUGGGCUGCGAGGCCCCGGGUCGAGGAGAGAACCGGAAGGCCUGGGAGAACAUCGCCGUGGCCCUCACCACCAGCCGGAUACACAUCCAGGACAGUCCGGAAGGUUUGUCUCGAAGCCACAGCAGGACCCUGGAGAGUCUUGAGGUGAUCCCGCAGCACGAAGUACCAAUCAACAUGGAGAGAUAUCACACAAUCCGACUCUACCUCGUCAAGGCGUGUGACACCCCCCUCCACCCGCUGGGCCGGCUGCUGGAGACACUGGUGGCGGUGUACAGGAUGACCUACGUGGGCGUCGGAGCGAAUCGUCGGCUGCUGCCUCAGGCAGUCAACGAGAUCAAGUCGUACCUCAACCGCAUCUUCGUCAUCGUCAGGUUUUUGUUCCCAGACCUGCCAGAAGAGGGCGGUCUAAUUCCAGAGCCGACCACCAACCUCCAGGACAAGAGGGAGCCAGGCUCCAGCGACGCCUCCCUAGAGUCACCUAAACCUGGGCGUGUGGUGAGCAGCUCGGGUCUGCUGCUCCCCGUCCUGCUUCCUCGCCUCUACCCUCCCCUCUUCACCCUCUACGCUCUGGACAAGGAGAGAGAGGACGACGUGUACUGGGAGUGUGUCCUCCGCCUCAACAAGCAGCCCGACCUCGCCCUACUCGCAUUCCUCGGGGUCCAGCAGAAGUUCUGGCCUGUUUCCAUUCCCGCAUCCAUGCCUGCACUGGCGGAGAAGCAGCAGGUCCUUUCCAGCACAAAGGACUCCUGCUUUGCCUCUGCAGUGGAAACACUACAACAGAUCAGCACAACCUUCACCCCGUCAGACAAGCUGCAGGUGAUCCAGCUCACCUUCGAAGAGAUCACUCAGGCGGUGCAGUCACUGCUGAAGCAGGACUUCCUGUGGUCCAUGGACGACCUUUUCCCCGUGUUCCUCUACGUGGUGCUGCGCGCAAGAAUUCGAAAUUUGGGGUCAGAGGUCAGCCUGAUUGAAGACCUGAUGGACCCCUGCGUGCAGCAUGGAGAGCACGGUAUCAUGUUUACCACACUCAAGGCGUGUUACUACCAGAUCCAGCAUGAGAAGAUCACCUAGUGUGAUUGGGUGUCAACUUCCUGCCGUCCCAAGCCACAAUCUCUCCAAUCAGAGGGCCAGGAUCAGCCAGGCUUCAGGAUGACCGAUGCAAACACGCACCAACCAAUGGGAAGUGAAGGAUCAUAUGAACAGGUUGCCCACAGCUCCAUCUUCUGCUGCCUUGGAGACGGGCACACACAGUCUCCGUUUUUUAAUUUGAUUUACCCCUUCCAGCUUCUCCUCCUCUGAGGGAUCAUGAAGGUACUCAUGUGAAUAUUGUCUGUGUUGAGCCACUACAUGCCAUCCACUUUAAAACGGUCCCAAGCUAAACGACGGGACGUUGUUACCUGGGAGGAAACUCAACCGUGAAACAUUUGUCUUUUUAGUGCCAAUGGACGAAGUUUGCUGCUGAGUUUCCCUUCACACUGUGACAUAUGGCACCUCUUUUCCUCCUUGGAAAUAAGUCUAUUUUUCAGCAUGAAACAACACUCUAUGGCACAGAUUCAUUUUUAGCCUCCAGUGUUUCAGGCAGUUAAAUCUGAACAAUCCCUCUGACAUCCUCAUGACGAAACUGAUCUCUUGGAAGCGCGUCACUUUAAGAACUGACACACCUUUUAUUAAGCGUCCGGACAUCAAUAUGUUUACAGCUAGCUCAAUUUCCAAUAUUAACCCAAGACAAAGUGACUCAUACAUGUUCAUUCCUGCUUUAUCUCAAGUGUUCCCAAAUGGUUUUACAGGAGAAUGGGCCUCAAGGAUGAACACUAACUUGAUGGUUUAACAAACGCAGGUCUGCUUAUCUUUUUACAAGCGUCUCUGAGGUUUCUGUCUGGGAAUGAAAGGGGCUGGUUUGGUACUGUAUCAUCAAUAUAAACUGACAAAAUGUCACCGAUAUCCUCCUGUUACAGCAAGUGGCAGCAGAACACCGUUAGUGGCUGUGUUAGCCGGCUCUAAAUCCCUUUUUUUGGCAGGCAACCAGCUACUCCAAUUUACCAAAGUAAACUCUUGUCUUCACGAACACUGACAGUUCAUCACCAGGACUUGAAAGCACAUGUGAGUCUUAAAGCAACAUGCACAUUCAUUUUACGAGGUAUUCCUUUUAUACGACGCUAAAUAAUCCUUUGUAAAGCUGGAAACAGGGUUGCUGUUCUUCCAGAAAAAAAUUGAGAUGCAUUAUUGCCAUGAUUAAUAUUACUCAACCUGGAGGCCCCUUUAUUCCCUCUAAGAUCCAAUAGAAGUGUUUUUUUGAGAGACUAAAAUGAAUAAUAAGCGUUUGUAGGAACUGUGUUUGUGACGGUGUUCAUUACAGGCGGUGAGAAGAAUUGGCACAUUAGUCAUGGAACCAACCUCCAUUUGAACGUCACACCCGUUUAACUUUCAAACAAAUGCAAAAGGUUUAGAUGUAGAUUUCCUCCUGCUGUAGGGUGGGACUAAAGCCGGGCGGCUUAAUGCAAACACGGUUUUUCUGUAUGUGAUGUUCAAAGCCGAUUCUCCGCGCCAUCUGUUAAUGUUAACUGUCUUUUUUAAGCCAUUUACAGCUCUGUCAGACAAUUUCGCUUAUUUGUGAUAUGCGUCACACACGUGAGUUUAUGAAAGGGCUUAAGAGGGGAUUCAGAGGGAUCCCAGCCUCUUUUUUCCUCUUUAAUAUCAUGGCUUUUGUUUUCUCACAUGGUUUAACAAUUGCAAAUCCUGUGGAUCAGAGGUCUUUUUUGAAGGGAUAAAGGAAGGUGAAGCUGCUCUUUCCCUGCAGGAUUAUUAAUAUCUACAGAGAGCGGGCGUAAAAUGAUUUGAAGCUUCAUGUCCUUCAUUAAAACUUAGAUCUCCGGCUGUUAAACUGAUAUAUGUUUUUUGGGGACGUUCAAACAGAGCUUCGAACUGUUAGGACAUGAUGAAGACGCUCUCCUCCUGGUUUGAGCUCUGAGACCGUAUGUGCCUGACGCAAUAUCUUCUCACACUGAGGAUUUCAUUUCCACAAUGCUACAAAGAAAAACAUUCCUCUAUGAUAAAUGAUUCUGCCAACCAGAGACUUUGCUAUGAUGUGAAAGCUCAUUAUUUGACUGAGAGAAAUGACUUCCUGUUCAGUAUUUUGUCUUCAUUUGUGAUACAAAUGUUUUCAAUUGACGUACUAACUGACUUUCACCACGCAUACAAAACUGCACAUUAUUGAAAUGGUUAACUGACUCAAAUAGAUGAAGUGUUACUUUUAGCCCAAUAUAUGUGUUGGGUUCAUGUCCUCAACACAUGUUUACUCACACAGGUGUAAUGUUCUCCUCUUCCCCACUCUGUGUUAAAGCCACUGUUUUCUCCAUGCUGUUUACUAGUUGACAUUUUGUGUUUGAGCUGGCUGACGUGACCCCCACCCUGUUUGUCUGGUACAAUGUAUUGUACCUGUAAAUAACUACAGAGGGCAAUAAACUCAUUUGAUGGAUGUUGCGUCCUAA
Molecule: messenger RNA, 7598 nt
Organism: Eleginops maclovinus (Patagonian blennie)
Lineage: Eukaryota; Metazoa; Chordata; Actinopteri; Perciformes; Eleginopidae
Gene: als2b
Product: alsin Rho guanine nucleotide exchange factor ALS2 b
Exons: 35
Coding region: 154-5181 (1675 amino acids)
Biological process (GO): regulation of GTPase activity; endosomal transport
Cellular component (GO): intracellular membrane-bounded organelle; cytoplasm; dendrite
Molecular function (GO): guanyl-nucleotide exchange factor activity; small GTPase binding
Source: RefSeq, a predicted model, not a curated record